This is a messenger RNA of Torulaspora delbrueckii, 1644 nucleotides long. RefSeq lists its product as uncharacterized. The transcript has a single exon. NCBI's taxonomy places the organism in Eukaryota, Fungi, Ascomycota, Saccharomycetes, Saccharomycetales, Saccharomycetaceae. Gene Ontology annotation, biological process: transmembrane transport; L-cysteine transport. The record is from RefSeq and is a predicted model, not a curated record. Gene Ontology annotation, cellular component: membrane. Bases 1 to 1644 code for a protein of 547 amino acids. Gene Ontology annotation, molecular function: L-cysteine transmembrane transporter activity.
AUGUCGAGUGUUGCUGGUAAAGGCCAAGUGCUUGUGACUGAAGAAAAUGAAAGCAGUAGCAUCAGUAGUACUUCAAAGUAUAUCAGCGGUACUUGCAAUGAAAUUGUGAGCAUCACAGAUGAGGAGAAUAUCCAAGACAAGGCAAAAGUCAUCAGUUCGAGAGAUGCAGAUGUGACGCUGGAGUUUCUCAGACAGCACGAUUCAGAGGUACCCGAAAUUACAGGCGAGCAAGAGAAAAGGUUGUCAAGGAAAGUAGUGUGGAUUAUUGUACCACUUUGUGCCUUAAUAGAUUUUGCCCUGUAUGCCGAUAAAGCGACAGCUUCAUACACCUCCAUCUUUGGUAUGUGGAAAGAUACGCAUUUGACCCAGAACAUGUACAAUAACUCGACAACAUUGUUUUAUGUUGGCUUUAUUGUUGGGCAAAUAAACUUGAUUUUCCUCCAAAAAUUCCCUGUUGGUCAAGUUAUGACGACUCUCGGCUUUCUUUGGACGUUGAUCAUUUAUCUUCACACAGUGGCCGUGAACCACCAGGGAAUUUAUGCUUUAAGAUUUUUUCUAGGGUUUGUUGAAGCAAUUGCGAUACCUGCUUUAAAUACCACGAUGGGACAAUUCUUGACGGCGGAGGAGAAAAGUUGGACUGCUUCGUUAUUCUAUACUUCAUGUCUGGGCAAUGAGAUCAUUGUAGGUUUCAUUGCGUUCGGGUUGCUGCAUGCACAUCCCAGCAUAGCUAUUUGGAAAUUAUUCAUGAUCGUCAUCGCCUCGAUUAGCAUGGUAGUCACAGUUCUCAUCGCACUACUGUAUCCAAGCAAUCCUACAAAUGCACGAUUCUUGAAUCUCAAGGAAAAAAUCUGGGUUAUUAGAAGGGUUCAAAAGACUACAGGCUCUUCAAUUGAGCAAAAAAUUAUUAAAAAGCAUCAGAUAUGGGAGGCCUUUAAGGAUCCCAUCUCGUGGUUAUUUUGUGCCUUUUUCUUCUGUAAUCAGUUGUCGAAUAACUUAGUUUACCAGGAGAAGCUGCUUUUCAAACAAUUGGGAGUCUCAACCUUAGGGUCUACUUUGGUUUCAGUGGCAUAUGGUGGGUUUUCAGUUACUUGUGCAAUUAUUGCAUCUGUGCUUAUAAGGAAGAAAAGAGAUUUUACAGCCUACUCUGUUGUGAUCUGGACGAUGUUCCCGCUCGUUGGAGGAAUAGCGAUGGUAUGCCUUCCAUGGGAAAGAAAAUUGGCUCUCCUUGCCAUGAUAUGUUUAUGUGCACCUAAAGGUGUUGCGUGGAUAUUGAUGUUCAGUUGGAACUCCACUACAGUGUCUGGCUACACCAAAAAAGUGACUAGAAAUGCUAUGGUCAUGUUUUGGUAUGGAAUUGCUAAUAUAAUUGCGCCACAACUAUGGCAAGCUAAAGAUGGACCGAGGUAUUAUACAGCAUGGAUUGUUCAGAUCAUAUUCGCUUUCUUCCUGGCACCUAUAUCGGCUUUGGUGAUAAGGAUCAUCCUAAAACGUAGGAACGAGAGACGGAUCACUGCUUCGGGCACUGAACCAGCAUUGGGUAUAAUCACAGAUAGUACUGAUGAAUGCAGAAUAAGUUUCAAGGCCAACUUAGCUUUACUAGAUCUGACAGAUCUGGAAAAUGAGCGGUUCAUAUAUCCUUUGUGA